AGUCGGUGUCUUUGUCAGCUCUGCUGCAGUUUGAUCAUUUGAACAAGAAGAAAGUUUAAUCAAUUAAAAACCUAAGGAUGGCAGUUUGGGACAAAAAGGUUCCCUGGGGCUUCCUGUUAAUGCUGACUGGUGCUGUGGGUCAGAGUGUGAACUAUCCAGCUCCUGUUUGUGCUGUGACAGGAUCGACCGUCACCCUCCUCUGCACCUUCACACCUCUGAGGUCUGUCGGUCAGGAUGGAAGAGAAGUUUCUACAGAGAUCAUCAGAGUCGUCUGGUGCCGGAACCAUCAGCUUUGUCAGGGCUCUACCCCGUCUGUGUUUGACAGCAGUUCAGGAAACAACAACCCUCGUUACAAAUACGUGGGAGACAAGAAGGGAAACUGCACUUUACAGAUCACAGAUGUACGGAAGAAAGACGAGGCAACUCUUCGCUUCAGAAUGGCUGCUAAUGACAGCAGAGCACAUUUUACUGGACAACCAGGAGUGAACGUCACAGUCUCUGAUGUUCAGAUGCAGAUAAAGAGCUCCAGAGGAGACGGAGAGCUGAGAAGAGGUGAAACCGUCACUCUGUACUGCACUGCACUCUGUACCUUCCACCAACUGGAGGUCACCUGGUACAGAGAUGGCCACGCCCUCUCAGAGCCUGGCCCCGCCCUCCAGCUCGGUCCCCUGACCACAGAGGAUUCUGGGAACUACACCUGUGGUUUGAAGACCAGCAGCAGCAGCCUCUCCCUGCCGUACAGCCUGAAGGUGGAGGAAGGAUCCAACAGUGGAUCAGUUGACCCUCUGCUGAUUGUUCGUCUGGUUCUCUUCACUCUGCACUCUGUGCUCAUCGUCAUAGCGGCAUCCGUCAUCAUCAGAAGGACGGGUUUGCAGGAAAGCAGCAGCAGAGAGCUGAUAGAUGCAACAGUGCAGCCUCCAGACUCUGACGAGGGGCUGUGACGUCCAGACGGCCGAGGCCAGACUGUCUGACACCCUCACACCAUCAUGUCGGUCCCUGUUUUACAGCAGGAAUGACUUUUUAAAUGUUCAGUGUAUUUAUGUGAAUGCAGCUGACCUCCAUUGUUUACCUGUUUUGGCAGUUUUAGUUAACAGUUUCUGGUCUUCUGGUGCAGUGUGUAAGAUUUGGCCAAAAUUUUUGAAUACAUUUAAAAAAACAUGAUCAAAAUAAAAUGGAGGGGUGCUAGUGAGCGACAGAAGAGUGAGACGCACCUUCAGAUAGCUCGUCGUCUAUCCUGUCAAUAUCUUACAGAAACACAACAGUAAGUGAGUCUGUUUACUCCUGGAAGAGUCUUAUCAGUAGUCUCAAGAGUAUCUGAAACUUACAUAACGGUAAAACCAAAAACAAUACAUUUAAUAUAUAAUAAUUACUCUUACUCCAUAAUUAGCCAAUAAUUUCGAUAAUUAUCAACGCAGACCACCACAUAUUGAUUUUCCAAAUUUUUACUAGCCUGUGUAUUUAAAAUCAUUUUUUCAUUAAGAAGCUGUAUUGAGGAGCAUAUAUUUGUGCAGCACCUCUUGGCACCGGUGCGCUCCCCCCACAA
Molecule: messenger RNA, 1543 nt
Organism: Micropterus salmoides (largemouth bass)
Lineage: Eukaryota; Metazoa; Chordata; Actinopteri; Centrarchiformes; Centrarchidae
Exons: 6
Coding region: 78-941 (287 amino acids)
Source: RefSeq, a predicted model, not a curated record